Messenger RNA from Colletotrichum higginsianum IMI 349063, 1104 nucleotides. Its product is annotated as Alpha beta hydrolase fold protein. Lineage: Eukaryota; Fungi; Ascomycota; Sordariomycetes; Glomerellales; Glomerellaceae. Bases 1 to 1104 code for a protein of 367 amino acids. The record is from RefSeq and is a predicted model, not a curated record. The transcript has a single exon.
AUGUCCGCCAUGACGCUCCCUCAACAACAACCCCUCGACUGCGCUUACAACCGCGACGACGUCGUCGCCGGUCUCACCCAGUACUACCUCACCCUCACGAGCACGGCCUAUGUCCCGGCAUCCUACGUCGACUUCCCGCCCCCCGGCGGCUGGACCGACGCCGACCUCGACGUUGGCGCCCUGCGCGCCCUGCGACGCUCCGAGACCGUCAUCGAUCUCCUGCGCCAUCUGCCCUACCCCCGGCCCAUGCACGACGGCCCCCGGCCCGGUCCCUGGAACGUCGCGCCGGGAUCGAAACCCGUGCGCUACCUCCGCCACCUGGGCACCUUCAGCCGCUGGUCCGACCGGGGCGACGCGGGGCUCCUCGAGCUGGCCGCCCUCCCCAUGGCCGACACGCCCGCCGCGCCCAUGGACCUGCCGCCGGACGUCGUCUGCCUCACCUUUGGCGACCGCAUCUCGUCCGCGAAGAACAGCACGGCCGCCACCAAGCCGGACGCCCGGCCGUACUGGUGGAUCGUGGACUGCGGCCGGGGCGUCUUGACGCCCUACCAGGAGCGCCGCUACGGCGUCGCGAGGGUCCCGCGCAACAAGCCCUGGCGGACCUCCCAGUCCUACUCCGUCCUGGACUUCUUCUCCAAGCUCGUGCCGGAACUGGGCCGGAGCCACGUCCCGCUGCCUCCCACCGAGGACCUGGACGCCGAGAUCCUGGGCCCCUCCUUCUCCUCGUCCUCGGCCGAGAGUGAGCCGGCGCAGAUCUACGCGGCCCACGGGUGGCCCGACGCCGCGGCCUUCCGACACGCCGAGUGCAUCGCCGCGCUGCAGGGCUGGCGGCGCCGGGCGCAGGAGGCGGAGCGGUUGAAGAUCGCGCAGGACGUGGACGACGCCGACGACGAGGACUACGAGAUGGACGGCGGCGACAGCGACGACGACGACAUGGACCAGGGCGAGGCCGGCGAGGCGCUCGCCGAGGCCGUGGCCGAUAUGGAGGUCGACGACCUCAGCGCCGAGGCGGCCGCGCUGAGGGCCGAUCUGAGCCCGGAGGAGCGUGCGAGGUUCGACCGGAGAGGGGACGAGCUGCCGUUUGAGUGGGUCGACUCUGAGUGA